AUGGCAAAAGAAGAUCAUUACAAGAUGCAAGUCUCGAGACUCCUUACGCCAGCUCCCUCAACAAACGAAGACGAAACGCUCGCCGACGCCAAGAAGCAGACAGUGCGACGGCAGUACAGCCGUGGCAGUGCCUUCUACUCAACGUCGGCGAGCGUUUCGUCAUCGUUUGUCGAAGGAGCCGGCCUGAAAAGAGUCUCUCACCGGCGUCGGGAAGCAGUAACGCGGCAGCGGAAUAGAGAGCAGCAACGUCUUCGCAGGCUUCUUAAAGUUCAGGAAGAAACAGUUCACAGCCGAAUCGAACGGCAAGAGAGGGCUUUCGAACGCCUGCAUGAACGCCUUCACCGUCAGAUGGAGCAUCAACGAGAGGAGAUCCGUAACAUACAAGCUGCGGCUCCGUUCGGUUCUGCGACGGACAAAUACCUUUUCGUGCGCGGUGAUGACAUGCGUCAAUUACCAGAAAAAUCAGUGCUCGACCUCAAAAUACGCUGA
Molecule: messenger RNA, 489 nt
Organism: Acaromyces ingoldii
Lineage: Eukaryota; Fungi; Basidiomycota; Exobasidiomycetes; Exobasidiales; Cryptobasidiaceae
Exons: 2
Coding region: 1-489 (162 amino acids)
Source: RefSeq, a predicted model, not a curated record